GAAUAGUGCACAGUGACGGGGGGCUGGGCUUCCGAUCAGCGUUAGGCUAUAUAAAUGCAGUCUGCGGGGAUAGUGGGAACGUGGACCGCACUGUCGCUGCAGAAUAGAAGGAUAUAAACUAUUAUUCCCGUCAGGCUGAACCGAAAAUAGUCAGAAUGCUCGUAAUAAUUGAAGAUCAGGAGGCAUUUGAGGAGGCCCUGAUUGACGCUGGGGAGAAGCUGGUGGUGGUGGACUUCACAGCAACAUGGUGUGGGCCCUGCCAAAGCAUCGCACCCUUUUUCAAAGAGCUGUCUGAGAAGUACUCUGACGUGGUGUUUCUGAAGGUGGAUGUGGAUGACGCUCCGGACGUGGCCAGCUUCUGCGACAUCAAAUGCAUGCCCACAUUCCACUUCUACAAAAACAGCAAAAAGCUGGAUGAGUUUGCUGGGUCAAACCAGGGAAAGCUGGAAGAAAUGAUAUCCAGCAAAAAAUGAACUCCAUCUGACCCCACCUCCACUAUUCUUACAAAAAUAAUCCUGCUAUUUAUAGAUGUUUUACAAAUGUUUCAACCAAUCAGUCAUAAAGGAAGUCUGAACUGAAUAAACCUUUUUCCUUCAGAA
This is a messenger RNA of Conger conger (European conger), 599 nucleotides long. Its product is annotated as thioredoxin-like. The record is from RefSeq and is a predicted model, not a curated record. Gene Ontology annotation, molecular function: protein-disulfide reductase activity. NCBI's taxonomy places the organism in Eukaryota, Metazoa, Chordata, Actinopteri, Anguilliformes, Congridae. The transcript is spliced from 5 exons. Bases 156 to 473 code for a protein of 105 amino acids.